AUGACAGACCUCGCCGCCGCGAUCCGGUCCGCGGCGACCCGGUCGACCCAAGACCAAGUCGACGCUCAAGUUACUGCCUAUCUCGAUACACACUAUCCCGAUCUCGCCUCGCUUGCUUCGCUCGCGGGACCAAGCAAGCUCGGACGCACUCUAUCCCAAGAUGCCGAGUACUGGCGGGGACACGAGGCCGACGCACACGCAAAGCUCAAGGUAGCAGAGGCCGCCCUCCCGUCAGCCAUUGAGAAUGCGCAAUCGAAAUUGAACAGCGUACUGAACAGAGCUCAGGUGCUCACUCUCGAGCGAUACUCGCUCUCGGACGAGGUGGGCCGCCUCAUGUCCGAGCUCGACUCGUCUGUCAUCUUAGACGACGGACCAACGAAGCGUGACCCAACCCUCCUGGAGCGUGUGGAAGAUAUCCACGCCUCGAUAGCUCGCAGCCGCGCCACACUCGCGUGGGCCAGUGUUCUCCAACGAAUCCUUUUACAGCGUGAUACCGUCCUAGAUCCAGCAGGACACAAACCCUCAGCCCUCGCGGCAGUCCCGAUAUUCCGCCGCCUCGUGUCCAGUGUUACUGAACUGGAGAAUAUCCUGCCUCCCGGAAUGGCGCUUGUGCGUGUCCUCCGCUCUGUGCGCGACGAUACCUGGACACAGCUCAAGGACGCCAUGUCCGCUACCCUCGUCGCUGCGUCGGAACCCCUCAAGUGGCCGCUGCGGGUUGAUUAUGCUUCUGUUCCAGCUGGCGAUCGACGUGCUUUCGAACACGCCUACGCUGACCUCUUGGCGCUUCAGGCCGAGGGCGAGCGCCUCGGUCUCUCCCAGCGAUGGGGAGAGCCGGCAUGGGCCAGCGGGGCCGGAUUGUAUCCCAUCCAGGCGCUGGUGAAACCUAUCGAAUUGCGGUUCCGGUACCACUUUAUGGGCCGGCGGGACACGAACCGCGUCGAUAAACCCGAAUGGGCAUUCGCCAGCAUUACCGACAUGGUAUUUGAACACACCCAGUUUAUUGCCGAUUACCUCCAACCUCUCACGGCGCGUGGCGGCUACGGGAGAGUAGAUGUGCGGUCCGAGCUGACCAUGCUCCUCUUCCCGAUCCUCCUCACGUUUCUGCGCACGCGCAUGCCCCACCUCGUCUCCCAUCCUGCACUACUGGCGCAUACAGUGUACCAGACGGUAUUAUUCGAUGACGCGGUGCGCGAGGGUGGCUUAGACCUUUCGCGCACGAGCUGCGGCGGCACCGAGUGGGAUGGUCUGGCCGGCGUCAUCCUCCGUGAAGGUGACUGGUUCAACGAGUGGAUAGCUGGCGAGAAGCGUUUUGCAGAGACGCAACUGAACGAAAUCAUCUCUUCCCCAACAGCGUGGAUUAUCAGCGAUACAAUCGAGGACGACGACCUGACCCUUCCCACGACCGAGAGUGCGCGCCAAGUCCGCGCCCUCCUUGAAAGCAUUACCGACCGUUACUCGCCGCUUCCUGCGCUCGAGAGCCGCGUAGCCUUUGUCAGAGUCGUCCAACUUCCUCUCUUGGCUGCAUAUCAUGCGCGUCUCGCCGGAUCGCUAGACGCGUUCGAAACCCUUUCCAGCGCAUUUGUCCGCGCCGUCCCUGGCGCGCUGGGACAGCGCGCUCCAGACGCCCGUCUUACAGGCACUGCCGGCCUCGAACGCCUUCUCAAAGCAUAUGUGAGCGCCGACUACACCCUCGCCGCUCUCCGCGCAUGGAGUGACGAUAUCCUCUUUGCGGAAAUGUCGGCUGACCUCGCCCCGGACUCACCCUCCCCACCUUGUGUGUGGGAGAGCAUGGCGCAAAAGUAUGCAGCGCUGCGCGCACGGUCAGAAGACAUGGUCGUGCGUUUGGCAAGUAGCCAAGUCGAGUCGGAUCUCCGCGACCACCUCACUCGGAGAUGGGAUGUCGGACUCGAGGACGGGCCCGACGCAUCACCAGAGCCCGAGCCCGAGGGCGCCGACUCGUCCCUCGUCGCUGGACUGACCAGUUACACGGCGUUCCUGAGCCUCUGCGCCAGUGCGCUUCCGCGGCCGGCGCUCGCACGUGUGUAUCGCCGCCUCACAGCGCAUCUCGUCAACCAUAUCGCCCAGCGGGCAGUGUAUGCCGGAUGGUCCAAGUUUACAGCUGCUGGUGGGCGCGCACUCGCUGCUGAAGCCGGUGAUUGGCGCGCGGCCGCACGGCAGGCAGUUCCCGGCAUCAAGACGGAUGCGGCGUGGUCCAAGCUCGUAGACAUGGCCACCGUACUCGCGCUGCCCUCCGGUGGGAGUGGGGAUACGGCGACGUUUGCACAAGCCAUGGCCGCGGCGUGGGGUUCGCAGGGCGCGCUUGAGAGUCUGAACGAGCGCAUUGGUGUCGAGAUGGACGCGGACGAGAUGCAGGCGCUGCUGCAGCGCCGUGUCGAGUGCUGGCGAUAA
Cutaneotrichosporon cavernicola is the source of this 2409-nucleotide messenger RNA. RefSeq lists its product as uncharacterized. The transcript is spliced from 3 exons. NCBI's taxonomy places the organism in Eukaryota, Fungi, Basidiomycota, Tremellomycetes, Trichosporonales, Trichosporonaceae. The coding region runs from base 1 to 2409 and encodes 802 amino acids. The record is from RefSeq and is a predicted model, not a curated record. Gene Ontology annotation, biological process: endoplasmic reticulum to Golgi vesicle-mediated transport; regulation of ER to Golgi vesicle-mediated transport; retrograde vesicle-mediated transport, Golgi to endoplasmic reticulum. Gene Ontology annotation, cellular component: Dsl1/NZR complex.